ACAAACAAUUCGACAGAUAAGAAAGACGUUUAAGUAUAUACGAUCGAUAUAUUUUAUGUAGUCAGGUGUAGUACCACACACUUUAAACGUCUGAUUUUACAAUGGAGUUUACAAUGAAACUUCGAAGUGCACCAUCUAGAACGAGAAUAACACAUUCGGCCACGAAUAUCGCCAAACUGAGUAAAUUUGCCAAAAAAAGGCAUCCGUCGAAAUGCAGGAAAUGUGUUUGUGUUCCUCAAAAUAUAGGAUCAAUUGAGUUCCCACCUGUGUGGAUGGAACUUAGGUUGAACAGUCAGUUGUGCGAUGGCAUUGUACACUGUGAAGAUGGAACUAUUUUUAAUAUUCACCGAGCGAUUUUAGCAUCAGUUAGUCCUUACUUUAAGGCUUUAUUUACAAACUCAAUAAACAGAGGACAGCCCGAAACAAAAGAAGCACAUGUCAGUAUACCUCAUGAUAUAUUUCAAAAACUACUUGAUUUCGCUUAUACUGGUCACUGUAUAGUUAACAAUGAUAAUGUGGAGUAUCUUCUACGGUUUGCAGAUCAGUAUGAAAUACUUGGAGUUGUGCGAUUAUGUUGCCAGUUUGUUCUAGAUCAGUUACAACCUACAAAUUGCUUGGGCAUACUUCGGUUCGCAAAACAUUACUUUUGUAAAGAGUUAGAAGAAAGGGGCCGACUGUACGUAAGACAUCAUUUCAUGGAUCUAUUGAAAGAAAGUGUUGAAUUAGCCACGCUACAACUAGAUGAGUUACUAGAAAUAUUGUCAGAUGAUGAACUCAAUAUAAAAACAGAGGAAUCAGUUUUUCAAGCGAUCAAAAAAUGGAUUGAUGUGGACGUAGAUAAUAGGAAAACUCACCUUCCCAAAUUGUUAUCGUGUGUAAGGGUGGGAACUCUUCCAUAUGAGAAUGUAAUAGAUAUGUUGAAAUGGCCACCAAUUAUGGAAAAUGCAGAAUGUCAAGAACAACUAUUUCCGAUAGUGCACCUGUUAGAAAACCCAACCAACGAUUUACUAGACAUAAAUUCUAAUCAUUUAUAUAGACCACGAAUUCCGUACGAUAUUCUUUUUGCGGUUGGUGGAUGGAGUGCGGGCAGUCCGACGAACUUUAUAGAAACUUAUGAUGCUAGAGCGGACCGCUGGCUAUUAGUUAUGGAUACUGAUAAUUCUCCAAGAGCCUAUCAUGGUCUUUGUGCUCUAAAUGGACUCAUUUAUAUGAUAGGAGGUUUUGAUGGUACAGAUCACUUUAAUACAGUACGCUGCUUUGAUCCCGUAAAAAGAGUGUGGAAGGAAUGUGCUUGUAUGUAUUUUCCACGGUGUUACGUGAGCGUGGUUAUGUACGAAGGAAAAAUUUAUGCACUCGGAGGAUAUAAUGGAAGAGUCAGGAUGAAUUCAGCAGAACGGUACGAUCCGGAGAUUAAUCAAUGGGAACUAAUUCAACCCAUGCAAAAACAAAGAUCUGAUGCUAGCGCUGCAGCAUUAAACAAAAAAAUCUAUAUCGUAGGUGGCUUUAACGGCAGUGAGGUGAUGAACUCGGCAGAAUGCUACGACACACUAGUAAACCAAUGGAGCUACAUUCCUCAAAUGACAACAGCACGUUCGGGGGUUUCUCUAGUUGCUUUCCGAAACAGUCUGUAUGCCUUUGGUGGUUUUGAUGGGUUCACAAGACUUACUAGUGCCGAGAAAUACACUCCGGGGGAAUCUAUAGACUGGUCGGAAAUAGCUGAAAUGUUUUGUCCUAGAAGUAAUUUUGCUACAGCUGUUUUAGAUGACUUUAUUUACGUAAUAGGAGGAUUUAAUGAUCUGUUUGUUGCAGGAUCUACAACUAUAAACUAUGUAGAAUGUUACGAUGUUGACAAUAACGAGUGGUUUGAUGUAGCCCGAAUGAAUUUAAAUAGGUCCGCAUUAAGUGCUUGCGUGGUAAGCGGACUCCCCAACGCUAAAGAGUAUUCAUUGGUUGGUAAAUGUCAAAAAGAAAUGGGUCAAGGAGCCGGUGGAUCUGUCGAACAGUCGGAAUUUUUAGAUUGAAAAAACCUUAUAAAAAUUAUUUAAUUUAGUUGCAAACAAAAUUAAUUCAACCGACGCAAAUGAAACUAAGAUGGUGCCCUUUUACACAAUUUUUUGUCACAAAAUUUUUGAUUUUAUUUAUAUUGUGGUCUCACCUUUUUAUCUUUACAUGUAUGUAUUUCAUAUUGUUUACUUUUUUUUAAUUAAAAACGAAUGAUCUCGC
Molecule: messenger RNA, 2223 nt
Organism: Agrilus planipennis (emerald ash borer)
Lineage: Eukaryota; Metazoa; Arthropoda; Insecta; Coleoptera; Buprestidae
Product: kelch-like protein 10
Exons: 7
Coding region: 102-2021 (639 amino acids)
Molecular function (GO): protein binding
Source: RefSeq, a predicted model, not a curated record